GAGGUUGUGGAAUACAUGGUCCAACAUUUCAAACCGCAGCUCUUUGGUGACCGAAAGCCAGUGUACGAUGGGAAGAAGAAUAUCUACACUGUUUUAGCAUUACCUAUAGGCAGCGAAAAGGUUGACUUCGAGGUGACCAUCCCUGGAGAGGGGAAAGAUCGCAUCUUUAAAGUGUCCAUUCGUUGGCUGGCGAAGGUGUCGUGGAGGCUGUUGCAGGAGACGCUGGUCAGUGGACGUCUGCAGGUCCCGCUGGAAUCUGUCCAAGCCCUCGACGUGGCCAUGAGACACCUGGCCUCCAUGAGGUACACUCCAGUGGGACGCUCCUUCUUUUCCCCUCCUGAAGGAUAUUACCAUCCUCUGGGUGGAGGCAGGGAGGUGUGGUUCGGCUUCCAUCAGUCUGUCCGGCCAGCCAUGUGGAAGAUGAUGCUCAACAUCGACGUAUCUGCAACGGCCUUUUAUAAAGCUCAGCCUGUCAUUGAGUUCAUGUGUGAAGUUCUGGAUAUCCGCAACAUUGAUGAGCAGCCCAAGACACUUACGGACUCGCAAAGGGUCCGUUUCACCAAGGAGAUCAAAGGUCUGAAGGUGGAGGUCACGCACUGUGGUCAAAUGAAACGGAAGUACCGCGUCUGUAACGUCACGCGUCGCCCUGCUAGUCACCAAACGUUUCCCCUGCAGCUUGAAAGCGGACAGACGGUAGAAUGUACAGUGGCUCAAUACUUCAAGCAGAAGUACAACCUGCAGCUGAAAUACCCGCACCUGCCCUGUCUACAGGUGGGCCAGGAGCAGAAACACACCUACCUGCCCCUGGAGGUGUGCAACAUUGUAGCAGGGCAGCGGUGCAUCAAGAAACUGACAGAUAAUCAAACCUCCACCAUGAUCAAAGCCACAGCGAGAUCAGCACCAGACCGACAGGAGGAGAUCAGCAGACUGAUGAAGAACGCUAACUUUAAUCUGGAUCCCUACAUUCAAGAGUUUGGAAUCAAAGUGAAGGACGACAUGGCCGAGGUGACCGGCAGAGUCCUUCCCGCUCCAAUCCUGCAGUACGGUGGUCGGAACCGUGCCAUCGCGACUCCCAACCAGGGUGUGUGGGAUAUGAGGGGAAAGCAGUUCUACAACGGCAUUGAGAUCAAGGUUUGGGCCAUCGCUUGCUUCGCCCCACAGAAACAGUGUCGGGAAGAGGUGCUCAAGAACUUCACCGACCAGCUGCGUAAGAUCUCAAAGGAUGCUGGGAUGCCCAUCCAGGGUCAGCCGUGCUUCUGUAAGUACGCACAGGGAGCCGACAGCGUGGAGCCCAUGUUCAGGCACCUGAAGAACACCUACUCUGGACUGCAGCUCAUCAUCGUCAUCCUGCCGGGAAAAACACCCGUCUACGCGGAAGUGAAGCGUGUCGGAGACACUCUUCUAGGAAUGGCCACUCAGUGUGUGCAGGUGAAGAACGUGGUGAAAACCUCCCCUCAGACGCUCUCCAACCUCUGCCUCAAAAUCAACGUCAAACUCGGCGGCAUCAACAACAUCCUGGUCCCGCAUCAACGGUCUGCAGUGUUCCAGCAGCCAGUGAUCUUCCUCGGAGCAGAUGUUACACACCCGCCGGCUGGUGAUGGGAAGAAGCCGUCUAUCACUGCUGUUGUGGGCAGUAUGGACGCUCAUCCCAGCAGAUACUGCGCCACAGUGCGAGUCCAGCGACCCAGACAGGAGAUUAUUGAAGACCUCUCAUACAUGGUGCGAGAGCUGCUCAUCCAGUUCUACAAGUCCACCCGCUUCAAACCCACCAGAAUCAUCUUCUACAGGGACGGUGUUCCAGAGGGACAGUUACCACAAAUCCUGCACUACGAGCUGCUGGCCAUCAGAGACGCCUGCAUCAAGCUGGAGAAAGACUACCAGCCGGGAAUCACAUACAUAGUCGUGCAGAAACGCCACCACACACGCCUCUUCUGCGCUGAUAAAUCUGAACGAAUCGGGAAGAGUGGGAACAUUCCAGCAGGAACUACAGUUGACACCAGCAUCACGCAUCCGUUCGAGUUUGAUUUCUACCUGUGCAGUCACGCAGGGAUUCAGGGCACCAGCCGGCCCUCACACUACUACGUCCUGUGGGACGACAACCGCUUCACGGCCGACGAGCUGCAGAUCCUCACGUACCAGCUGUGCCACACGUAUGUGCGCUGUACCCGCUCCGUGUCCAUCCCAGCGCCUGCGUACUACGCCCGGCUCGUGGCUUUCCGGGCACGCUACCAUCUGGUGGAUAAGGAGCAUGACAGCGGAGAGGGAAGCCACGUCUCCGGGCAGAGCAACGGCCGGGAUCCCCAAGCGCUGGCCAAAGCUGUGCAGAUUCACCACGACACCCUGAGGACCAUGUACUUUGCCUAAGCCAAGCUUCUCUGCCACACCUCAUCAGGCCGGAGGGCUUCGGACUGACACACACUCCUCGAGCCAGUUCACCUGGUGCUACCAGUGCGGUGAAGCCCACAGAACUGAACACGGAGUCUCACUCUUUGCGUUUUGUUGAGUCUGGCUGAACUAUGCUCUUUUUUUAUUUUAUUUAAUUGUGUAUACUACCUUCGCACUCCCACAUGUACGUAUGUAUGCAAUACGGAGGGAAGGAACGCAGACGAACCUGUCGUUUUGUACGUCACCACGAAGCUGCCUCUUAACCUGUCCGUCUGGGCGAUGCCAGAGUUCAAAUGCCCGAAGUGGAGGAAUUGUUGUUACUUCCAUUGGCAUUAUUUUUAUUGUUGUGAGAUUUUCUUUUAAAAUGUUUAUUUUUGUGAAAGACAUGGUACAUUAGCACUUAGUUUUAGUUGUAAAGCACCGUGAGCCCAGCGUUUACGUGUUGU
Messenger RNA from Rhinichthys klamathensis goyatoka, 2831 nucleotides. It is a transcript of the gene ago1, whose product is annotated as argonaute RISC component 1. NCBI's taxonomy places the organism in Eukaryota, Metazoa, Chordata, Actinopteri, Cypriniformes, Leuciscidae. The coding region runs from base 16 to 2364 and encodes 782 amino acids. Gene Ontology annotation, molecular function: RNA binding; protein binding. The transcript is spliced from 17 exons. The record is from RefSeq and is a predicted model, not a curated record.